Messenger RNA from Symbiodinium pilosum, 2469 nucleotides. The record is from the annotation of a GenBank genome assembly. Lineage: Eukaryota; Dinophyceae; Suessiales; Symbiodiniaceae.
AUGAAGCGCUUCAAAAGCACUGACUUCGCACAGCAAGGGUUCAAGUCCGAGUGGCUGAACCCUCGGAAUCGGUCAGCAUUUAUUGAUUGUUUGUACAAGAUGCGGACAAGAUGGCGACCGAGAGAAAAAACAAUACAUGCUGGAGGUAUUCAUUACCCAACGUUGAUAACUGCUCACCAUACAUGGCCCCCAGUUUCAACAAGCGGUGCGCGGCUGUGCUGGUUGGACGAGUUGGGCAUUAGCCGCAACAGCAUUGACGCCGGUCAGUGUUGUGACAAAACAUAUGGACCUCGGGGACGUGAGGAUUGCUGGGACGAUUAUUUCACUUAUGAGUUGUGCUGCCUGGGCGACGUGAACUUGGCAGAGAUGCCUCAUUUCUUCGUAGCGCCAGCCUUCGACAUCAAUGUGGGGAAUGCGGUGCGACAGCUGGGCACUUUCGACUUGGGCCAAUCCUAUGCUUUACAGACGCUCUGCAAAGCCGGGGAUCUUGUCAUAGACGUUGGUGCCAACGUUGGUGGUUUCACAGUUCCUCUAGCUGAACGCGUUGGUCCUGAUGGACAAGUUCAUGCAUUCGAACCUUUUCGCAAAGUCUUCCAGCAUCUGAAUGCCAACGUGGCCCUGAAUGGUUUGAGCAACGUCUAUGCCUACAAUGUGGCUUUGGGAACACAGGAAGAGGAGGUGGCUGCAUUUGUGCCCGACCUCACCAACUUCAAUUUCCCAUCUGCGAUAAGAGUGCUGGAUCAAUAUGGGCCAGAAAAAGCUGUUGCUGAAGCCAAUCUGCGGUACGAAGCGCGCCAGGAGAUUCUGACGGUCCGCCCGCUGGACCAUUAUAAAUUUGAGAAGCGCAUCAGCCUGAUAAAGAUUGAUGUCGAGUUCAUGGAGUGGCAUGUGGUGCGUGGGGCGCGCCGCACAAUUCAACAAAGCAAGCCUCUGAUCUGGGUGGAGAACGAAGCAUACUUCGAUGAUCCUGCAAACCUGACCUUUGUGAACACCAUGUACUCCGACUUUGACUAUGUGUGUAAUCCUAUAGCCAGGUUAGAGUUGCUCUGCAGCCCGGGCAAAGUUUCGGACGACAAGUUGGUAGCCGAUGAUUCCCUCCUUCCAGCGGGAUUCAAGCGCGUCUUUCGUCACUUGAGUGGUGAAGUCAAGGAUGUCCAUCUCUGGAGGGCGCUUUCUGAGGUAGACCCAGGCUAUGAAUUCGCCAGGAUCGCAAUGGCUUCAGAAGAACGUGGCCUGCAAGUGACGCGGGGCUCCCCGGCGCGGGCCUCCACUGUGCGAGUGCUGCGGCAAAGCCCUGCAGCGGAAGAUGUGCUCGUGCGUGUACAGGUCCUCCUAUGCCAGCGCGCCAUGACUGAGUCCAAAGAUGGCCAGCCGGUCCUGGCCUAUGGCGGCUUAGUUCAAGGUGUUCGCGUCGGCGAGUUCGUGCUCGGGAUUGCAGAUCCCUCCCCUCAGGCACUUCACGGCGCCCCCCAAGAUGCCAAUCGUGAGUCAACUUCUUCAGAGGGUGGAUGCUUUCGCGAGACCGUCAGCACACAUUUUUCCACCUUGCUUCCACUGGAGAGUGCUGUCGAAGCAAAGCUCCCCCUCACCGCGUUGGUGGCCCAUGUGCCACCCAUGAUCAGUGCGCUGUUGUCCGCAGCUGCGUUGAGGAUGAGACCUUCGGAGGCUUUGUUGCUGAUUGUGCCCUCUUUGGAUGAUGUGGCAUUCCUCUUGCAGCGGCUGCUUAUCGGUGUUUGGCGCGGACCCCUCUACUUGAUUCUUCUCUCUUGCACAGCUCCCUCGCGCCGCGAUAUUCAGCAACAUCCGUUGUUACAGCCACUGGUUCCUUCUGCAGGUGGGAGCUUCCUAGAUGACAUGGUUUGCAUCUCCGUCCAGGAUCGCUCUGAGGGCUUGGCACAAGCUCGGAUGCAGCUGGCAGUGGUGCUGGAAGAUAUCAUCACAGAGGUCGUGACCGGCACGGGGGGGCUGGGCGUGGAGGCAGUUCUUGCCUUGGACGUGGACCUCUGCCCCGAGAAGGACCGCAUUCCGGAGCUCUCCGAGGACCUUGACGCUGCAUGCGUGGCCCUGGAGCCCACUGAGUCUCCUCCAUCAAUACUUCGCGCACUUAUUGGAGCACUUGCUGUCCGGGGACGGUUGAUCACGAAUUGUGAAAGGCUUGAGCUUUCGCCAGAUGAUGGGCAUCACCUCUGGGCUAAGGAGUGCACUUUGGCCUUUGUGAAUCCCCAUUGCUUGCCACUCUCUGGAAGUCGCCAUGGUGAGCUGCUCCAUGCAGCAGUGGAGGUCUGCGCAAAAAUUGUGGCAGGCGAAUUAGCCAUCGCCGAGUCGGAGGUUACUCAAUUCUAUUUGUUCGACCAGUUCCAGCAAGCCAUGGAUGUCAUGAAUGCCAAGAAAUCGCGGCGCGGUGUUCGCAAGCACAGCACCGUUGGUGCGGGGACUCGAAGUACGCUGUUGGUGACGCUGGUUCUCUGA